CAAAGAUUCCACAGAAUGAAGUGAAAGUAAAAAGUUGCUGCUGACGUCCAAACAAGGAAAUAACAGGAAGUUAUAUAAGCUGCAGCCGGUUCAGAGGGAGAACAGAGAGACGAACACACAGACGCUGCAGAGACUCUAAACACUCUGAAGAUGAAGAACAAGAUGCUUUAUGUUUCCAUCAUGAUGGUGGUGCUGUCUGCACUACCAACUACAGCUCCUAAACCAACUACAGCUCCUAAACCAACUACAGCUCCUAAACCAACUACAGCUCCUAAACCAACUACUCCUAAACCAACAACUCACAAACCAACUACUCCUAAACCAACUACUCCUAAACCAACAACUCACAAACCAACUACUCCUGGACUACGGACCACCACACAAGGAGCAUCUGGCGUGAAUUUAAAUGGGAAGAUGUUCACUUUGUCCAGCGGUGGAGGAGGAAUAUCCUUCUAUUCACCUUCCUUGACCACAACACCUUCUGCUAGAGGUGUGUCCGUGUGUCUGCGUUUCCUGAAUGAUGUCGGUACCACACUCUUCAACCUCAAUCAAGACAACAGAGACCCUCUGAGCUUCAGUGGCAGUAAUUUGCAGUAUGGGUUGUCCUUGGAUAGGUAUUACAGUGGCAUGUCCUUCCAAACUGACAUACAGCUCUGGCAAAACAUCGGAACGGACUUCUGGACCCGAGUCUGCCUCACCGUGGACUCAGUGAAGAAGGUGGCUCAGGUGUUCAGCGGCUCCAACAUGAGCAUCAGGAAGAUUGUGCCUGUUACGUAUGUCUGGGCUGGUAAGCCUGUGAUUAAUUUUCCAGGUUUUGACGGUCAAGUGACAGACGUCCAUGUUUGGGAUUAUCCUCUCCGCGACAGAGAAGUCUUCAACUACAUGACCAACGGGGUCUACGGGUCGUACCGCGGCUCCGUCCUCGCCUGGUCCGACAUCAGCUACUCGGUCAGAGGAAGCGUGCUGCUGGAGGACGCCUACCUGUGGGAGGAGCAUCAGCCAAUCAGAGGCAGGGAGGGGAAACGGCGCCGAGACAAGAAGAGCAGGAAGUUUCACCAUAAGGGCGAGAGCAGGAGAAAGGAGCUCUAACCCUCUGGCUCUGAGACGAUUUUGGCCGUUUUUGAAUACUUUUGAUUUCGCCCUUCAUGUACCACAUAAAAAAUGUUUACUAUACCCAUAUUUGGUAUCCAUUUUUUCUUCACCUUUAUGAUCUGACAGUUAUUUUUUCGAUUUAACCUACUUGAUCAACAAAUUGAGCCCAAAAAUACACAAAAAUCAUGAAAUCCGAGUUGAAAAAUGAUCCUAUUUACUACAAUAAAAACCACAAAUAUGCUCAAUGAACUGAUUUGGAACUUGAAAAUGUAAACAUAGGAUGCAUAGAUGAACAUAUUAAAAGGUAAAAUUUAAAUAUAAUAAAAACUAUAUAGAAAAAAGUCCCAUAAAAACAUGUAUAUUUAUA
Molecule: messenger RNA, 1459 nt
Organism: Centropristis striata (black sea bass)
Lineage: Eukaryota; Metazoa; Chordata; Actinopteri; Perciformes; Serranidae
Exons: 5
Coding region: 151-1089 (312 amino acids)
Source: RefSeq, a predicted model, not a curated record